AAGGGCGGGGCCCUAAGUCCUUAUCUUCCUCCAGGGUACGCGCCUCUCCGCCUCCAGGGACAACGUGCGGAAGAGCCGGGGAGGGUUCGGGGGCGUGUCCAAACAGCCACCCCCGCCCAGGGUUCGUCCUCCUCCCCAGCCGCCCUGUCAGCUACCCCUCGCUUCUCAGUUCCUGGAGAGGCUGCUGUAGCUGCGGUUGGGGCUCAGAAGGAAGGCGAGUCCCGAGAGGCUAGAGAGCCGCGGCGUUCGGAGUCUCGGCCAGCUGGACAGCAGGCGCCCCACCAAGCGGACAUUGAAUGUUUGUUUGCUGCUCAUGGGUGUGAGCAAGUUAGAUAUUCUAUAUCGGAGACUUCUCCUUACAAAACUUUUUAUCAGAGGAUGGGGAAGGCCAGAGGAUCUCAAAAGACUCUUUGCAUUCAGAAAGAUUAUUGGAAAUCGAGAAAGAUGUCAGAAUCUGGUUUCAAGUGAUUAUCCAAUAUACAUCGAUAAGAUUGAAGAGCAGUCAGACUGUAAGAUCCUAGAUGGACACUUUGUUUCCCCCAUGGCCCACUAUGUGCCUGAUAUCAUGCCAAUUGAAUCUGUUAUUGCAAGAUUCCAAUUUAUUGUGCCUAAAGAAUGGAACAGCAAAUAUAGACCCGUAUGCAUUCAUCUUGCUGGAACAGGAGAUCAUCAUUACUGGAGACGACGAACACUAAUGGCUCGUCCUAUGAUUAAAGAAGCCCGAAUGGCUUCUUUGCUGUUAGAAAACCCUUAUUAUGGCUGCAGGAAACCCAAGGACCAAAUAAGGUCCAGCUUAAAAAACGUGUCUGAUCUUUUUGUGAUGGGAGGAGCUCUUGUUUUAGAAUCUGCAGCUCUCUUGCACUGGCUAGAGAGGGAGGGUUAUGGACCUCUAGGAAUGACCGGAAUAUCCAUGGGAGGACACAUGGCUUCCUUAGCAGUAUCCAACUGGCCUAAGCCCAUGCCAUUGAUUCCAUGUCUGUCUUGGUCCACAGCAUCUGGGGUCUUCACUACGGGCGUGCUAAGUAAAUCGAUUAAUUGGAGGGAGCUAGAAAAGCAGUAUUAUACACAGACAGUUUAUGAAGAAGAAAUUAUUCACAUGCUUGAAUAUUGUGGAACAGAUUCUUUCAAAAUGGGACAAGAGUUCCUGAAACACUUCCCUAGCAGUGCAGACAAGCUAACUAACCUUAACCUGGUUUCUAGAACUUUAAAUUUAGAUAUGGUGGAUGAAGUUGUGUCCCAAAAAGCUGCUGAGUGCCAUAAAUCUAGUAAAACUUCUGUCAGUUCCACAUCAGAAGGACUCUUGUUGCAAGAUACCUCUAGGAUGGGGUGCUUCAAUCAAACACUUUCAACCAACAAAAGUAGUUAUACGCGUUGUAAUCCUCAGUCAUACCACCUACUCAGUAAAGAACAAAGAAGAAACACUCUUCAGAAAGAAUCUUUAAUAUUUAUGAAAGGAGUUAUGGAUGAAUGUACUCAUGUAGCAAAUUUCUCAGUUCCAGUUGACCCAAGCCUCAUCAUAGUGGUUCAAGCCAAAGAAGAUGCCUACAUUCCACGAACAGGAGUUCGAAGUCUACAAGAAAUUUGGCCUGGUUGUGAAAUCCGAUAUCUAGAAGGGGGUCAUAUUAGUGCUUAUCUUUUUAAACAAGGACUCUUCAGGCGCGCCAUCUAUGAUGCAUUUGAACGCUUCCUCCGUAAAUACGCUAACUAACGGGAUCACUGUAUGUAACCAGUGCAGCCAUCAUGUUUCUUACGAAAGGAGUUUGAUCCUUUGAUGAUGUGAAGAACAAGCAGACAGCACUAUAUAUCUAAUUGCUGUCAAUCUAGUCUGGAAUUCAGUGUUACAGAUCAGUCAACUAUAAUCUUUAAAUACAUUUGAAUAAUUGUAAACCAAUAUUUGGAUGAAAUAAUGCUGAACUAUUUUGUACUAUUUGUGGGAAUCCCAUAAAAUCAAUAUCUAGUCUGUUGUUACUAUUUAUGUAAACUUUAACUUUUUAAUUAUGAAUAAUUUAUUAAUUUAAAAUAAAUGUAUUCAUAGAAACCCUGUUGGUUUUUAAAGAACUGCUAAAUCAAACUUAGUUUGUAAUAU
Balaenoptera ricei (Rice's whale) is the source of this 2086-nucleotide messenger RNA. RefSeq names its product abhydrolase domain containing 18 (gene ABHD18). NCBI's taxonomy places the organism in Eukaryota, Metazoa, Chordata, Mammalia, Artiodactyla, Balaenopteridae. The record is from RefSeq and is a predicted model, not a curated record. The transcript has 13 exons. The coding region runs from base 314 to 1708 and encodes 464 amino acids.